UCAGAUUCUGGCGUCAUUUUCCUUGCUUGCUGACUAGUUUGCAGUACGCAGUGGCUCACAGUUAAAUAAAUUGUCGCGUCUUUUGUAGCCAUUUUGAUCGCCGUUUAAAAUUGUAUCGGUACUUCUUGUAAGAUGUCUCACGGUCGUAACGAGUGCCGAAUUUACGUCGGAAAUCUACCCCCGGAUAUACGCACCAAGGACAUUCAGGAUCUCUUCCACAAGUUCGGUAAAGUUACAUUCGUGGACUUGAAAAACCGCCGCGGACCGCCAUUUGCAUUUGUAGAAUUUGAAGAUGCUCGCGAUGCGGACGAUGCCGUAAAGGCUCGCGAUGGUUACGAUUACGACGGGUACCGGCUACGGGUGGAAUUUCCUCGAGGUGGAGGACCUGGAAGCUAUCGCAGCAGUCGAGGAAACAGUGACCGCGGAGGCGGUCGGGAUAGAGGCAAUCGAGGACCACCGGCAAGGAGAUCCCAGUUCCGUGUGAUGGUUACUGGCUUGCCCGCUUCCGGGUCAUGGCAAGAUUUGAAGGAUCAUAUGCGAGAAGCCGGUGAUGUUUGCUUCGCUGAUGUGUACAAAGAUGGAACCGGUGUGGUAGAGUUCCUGCGCCAUGAAGAUAUGAAAUAUGCCAUCAAGAAGCUGGAUGAUUCCAGGUUCCGAUCACAUGAGGGAGAGGUAGCUUACAUUCGCGUUCGAGAGGAUUCAACCAAUACUGAAGACCGGAGAGGCGCAGAUCAUCGUGACCGAUCAUAUUCCCCGCGCAGGCGCCGAGGAACUCCUACCUAUUCACCGGUACAACGCAGCUUCUCCCGAUCACGCUCCCGCUCAUUCAACUACUAGAACUGGUUGAUGCGAUCAUGGAUUCCAAGUAAUUUGAUAAAUUUCUUUUUGUUUGUUUCCAAAACCUAGCGUAGCAAUGCGCUAUCUUUCAAACCACUUCCGCCAAAAAUGCGACUAUGACGUAGAGUAUCCUAUGCUUCUACGUCUUGCAAUUUAAUAGAUUAGCCAUUAUUUGUCGAGACGUAAGUUCGGUUGUCUCAUAACAUAAGUGUAGGAAUACUUUGAUCAUUUUAGUACAUUCCUCGAGAAGCCAACACUUUUCGUGAUAGGGAACAUCAUUAACAUAAAACAAAUUCAAUCAUUUUAGUCUAACAUUUUAUUACUGUAUGAAACACAUCAACUGUAUAUGGAACAUAAUAAGUGCUUUGAACAAUCUUAUCGGAGCGGAAGACACAACAUCUAAACGUAUUUUGAACAAUCAACCAUAGAGUUUAUUUACUUUUCCGAGACACAUUGUGAAAUGCAUAGGUAGUUGUUGAAGAAGCUACAUUAAUUUCUAAGUUCUCAUCUCUUCUAGCCUCUGAAAUGCGACAUGAAGAUCUCUAUCAGUAACUGGAUGGUCUAUAUUUCUAUCAUAUUCAUGCAGAUUUCCAACCCUAAAAGUGAAUACAUUCUAAAGCCUGUUUCUUCUUCUUCCGAACAGGAAAAAGGAUUCUUUCCUUGUUUGUACUUUUGUGCAAGGAUCUAUCUCGCUACGGAGAGUGACUCGAUAUUGUCUCCUGCUAGGACUUAUGAACAGGAUUCCCGGAAUUUCUUGAAGGAUCUGUCAUGACCGGAUUCCCCUUUGUUCGUUCGAUUCUCUACGCAUCUAGAUUGGACUGGACAAGAAAA
Ochlerotatus camptorhynchus is the source of this 1668-nucleotide messenger RNA. RefSeq names its product splicing factor 2 (gene SF2). Lineage: Eukaryota; Metazoa; Arthropoda; Insecta; Diptera; Culicidae. Gene Ontology annotation, molecular function: mRNA binding. The coding region runs from base 133 to 837 and encodes 234 amino acids. Gene Ontology annotation, cellular component: cytoplasm; nucleus. The record is from RefSeq and is a predicted model, not a curated record. The transcript is spliced from 4 exons.